AUGGAUGUAUUUCUUCAUGAUCUCAAUCAAGCUUACAGUACAGGUCAAAUCACUAUAGAUGAUAAUUCUCUUCGGCGUUAUCUUGAUUAUGCUAUCAUUGAACAACAAAUGCCAAUGACUGCUGCAAGUAUGUAUUGGCGAGAUACUCUUCGAGGUUAUAACAUCAAUCAUUCAUUACCCUUACCAUUUGAUCGAUAUCGUCUUUCUGAUGAACGUCGAACUGGUCGUGGAGUAUCUUUCUCUUUCGACUUUGGUGAAGACAUUUCACAUGAUUUUCUUUCUUAUUCAUUAUCGAAUGAUAUAACAAUUGAACAACUGGCACUCGCUAGUUAUUAUGCAUUCUUGUUCAAAUUGACUAAUGGAGAAAGUGACUUAUGUAUUGGAAUGAACACACAUGGAAGAUAUAAAGAAGAGUUAAUGUCAGUGAUAGGACUGUUCGUCAAUAAUAUUCCUUUACGAUGUCAACUAGAUCCUCAUUGGUCUUUUCAUCAGCUAGCUGAACAUGUUAAAGAGAUAAUCACUAGUAGUUUAGAGUAUUCUUAUUUUCCUCUUCAACGAAUUCUGGCUCAACAUCCUAAUGCUACAAAACCAGUAUUUCUUGAGACAUCAUUCGAAUUUCAAUCAUAUACUUCUACAAGUGGCAAUAAUGAAAUCACAAUUGGAAAUGCUCGACUUAUUGCUCCGCCCUUUUCAAUCAAGAUUGAUGAAUAUGAGAUAAUGAGCAAAUUUGAUUUCGUUCUUACUAUUCAACAUGAUUUGGAUACUGAUCAACUUUCAUGCACAAUCAAUGCGUCACUGGACUUGUUUGAUAAAAUAACAGUGGAUAGGAUGAGCCAGCGAUUCUGUUCUAUGUUAGAACAACUGUUGAACAUAAAUGAUAACCAGAUGAAGAAACCAAUCUAUGAAUUAUCAUUAGUAUUGCCAGAUGAAAAAUUACUUAUGAAAUCAAUGAAUAAUACACAAGUAUUAUUUCCUUCUUUCACUUGUAUACAUCAUGAAUUUGUUCGUCAAGUGAUGAAGCAUCCACAAAAGGUAGCAGUGGAGAUGGAUGAUCAAUCUCUUACAUAUUCUGAACUUUUAUAUUAUGUUCAAAUGAUUGGCAUAAUUGCUAUUGAGAUGAUUGGUGCUGUCUAUUGUCCAUUAUCACCUCGAGAUCCUCAACAUCGUUUGCAUUCUCUAGUAUCACAAACACAAUGUGGUCUUGUUCUUGUUCAUUGGUUGACAAAGACAAAAUUCAACAAUGAUAUUAUCUUACUUGAUAUUGAUUCCGUAUUGCUCAGCAAUAACAUCUAUCAUGAAAUCAAUGUUAGGUUGUUAUCAAGUGUUGUCUUGACAUCAGAGAAUAUUGCUUAUAUCAUCUUCACAAGCGGUUCAACAGGAACACCGAAAGCGGCUCAAGUUCAACAUAGAAAUUUCAUUCAAUCCAUACGAGCUCUACAACAUAUUGACAGUGAACGCUGCUCUGUUAAACUCGUAAAAUUAUUAGAAAGUAAUAUAGACCCAAACUGUCAUAUAUGGAAUUUAUGUGGUCCAGCCGAAACAACCUUGCAGUCUAUAUUCCAUAAAGUGAGCUUACGAGUAGAUAAGGAGACUAUUCCACUUGGUACACCGCUACCUAAUUAUCAUUGUUUAAUUCAAGAUGAUUUUGCUCAGCCUACAAUGAUAGGCCAAGAAGCAGAGGUCUUGAUGGCAGGAGAAGGCAUCUUUGCUGCAUAUCUUGGCCGCCAAGAUUUGACAGCCAAAGUACUUCUUAAAAUCAACGAUGAAAUAUAUUAUCGAACAGGUGAUCUUGUUCGAAUGGAUAAAAGUGGUUUACUUCAUUAUCAAGGAAGAAAAGAUUUUCAAAUCAAAUUGCACGGACAACGUAUUGAACUGGGAGAAAUCGAACGAUGUUUACUUAAUACAUCAAUUACUGCUUGUGUUGUCAUUAAAUGGGAUGAUGAUCAUUUGAUUGCUUAUGUUCAAGGCUCUGACAUCGAUGAGGAACAACUACGUAAACAUUGUCAAUCUCAUCUUCCACCUCAUAUGGUUCCAUCACUAUUUAUUGUACUUGACAAAUUACCUCUGAAUGCAAAUGGAAAAAUA
Rotaria sp. Silwood1 is the source of this 2085-nucleotide messenger RNA. The record is from the annotation of a GenBank genome assembly. NCBI's taxonomy places the organism in Eukaryota, Metazoa, Rotifera, Eurotatoria, Philodinida, Philodinidae.